Messenger RNA from Sclerotinia trifoliorum, 1489 nucleotides. Lineage: Eukaryota; Fungi; Ascomycota; Leotiomycetes; Helotiales; Sclerotiniaceae. The record is from the annotation of a GenBank genome assembly.
CCACCUAAGAUCCUACUUCGAAAUCAGGCUGAAGACAAUUUACCCCUCCUUCCUCAUAUGACCUCACUACGUUCCUUUUCGUAGGAAAAUCUUCAUUUCUACGACUUUGAGAUUUCUUAAUUCCCUACAACCAUCUAUCUACUCUUUCACUCCUCUACUUUCUAACUAUCAAAAUAAACCUCAAAAUGCCUCUUGAAGCAGAUUUCGAAUUCCUCCCCUUGGGAGCCAUCAUCCAAACUUUCCUAGUCCCCACUAAAGACAAGCCAUUGAAUAUCGUUCAAUCAUUUCCUACAGCGGAGCUAUACCAAAAAUACAACCAACCAUUUUUCGGUGAAACGAUCGGAAGAGUAGCAAAUCGUAUUUCGAAUGCGAAAAUCAAUUCUUUGAAUGGAAAGUCCUAUGCUCUUGCGCAGAAUAAUGGUGUGAACGCAUUACAUGGAGGAAUAAAUGGAUGGGGUAAACGCGUUUGGCAUGGUCCGAAAUUGGUUGGUACGAGACAGAUUCCUGGCGUUGAGGGAUUGGAGGGAGGAGAAAGUGUGCAGUUUACAUUGAAGGAUAAGGAUGGAGAAGAGGGAUAUCCAGGAACUUUGGAUGUUAGUGUCAUUUAUACGACCGGAAAACAAAAGGUUGAUGGCAAGGAAGUCAGAGUCUUGGCUAUGGAAUAUGAGGUUAAAUUGGUGGAUGAUGGAAAGGGAGUGGAGGAGACGGUUGUUAAUGUUACCAACCAUUCGUAAGUAAUAUUUAUUUUAAGGAAACUAGUGUUACAAUUAUUGGGAAAAGAACUAAUUUAAUAUCAUGACAGGUAUUUCAAUCUAAGUGGCAAAUCGACAAUCGAAGGUACACAAGUCACAUUAUGUACAAACGAAUACUUACCAGUUGACGAUGGAGGAAUUCCUACUUCGGGACCAAAACCAUAUGAGAGCAUAACACCUAACAAAGAAUUCACAUUGGGACCCGAGGAACCAAACGUUGACGAUUGUUUCAUCGUAGACACAAAAUCCGAGUCAAUCCCCCUCGACACACGGUCUUCCCCUCUUACCACAUUAGUAAAAGCUUCUCAUCCAGAAACAGGUAUUCAUCUAGAAGUUUUGAGCACGGAACCCGCAUUCCAAUUUUAUACCGGAAAAUAUAUCGAUGUACCGGCAGUUGAGGGACUCGAGGCAAGAGGAGCAAGAAGUGGUUUCUGUGUUGAGCCAAGUCGAUAUGUUAAUGCGAUCAAUGAGGAGAAAUGGAGAGGACAAGUCUUGCUCAAAAAGGGAGAAGUAUAUGGAAGCAGAGUCGUUUAUAGGGCUUGGUCUGAAUAAAGAACUCGACUUUGGAUCAAUGGGAGGAUUUUUGAAGCAACAUUCUAUGUGCAAAAGUUAUUAUUUUGCCUGAUUUGAGGUUUUAUCAGUACAAUACUAUAGCAAUAUUUGUAUUUGAUAUUUAGUUAGUUCAGGGGAAUGCAUGACAUGUGAAGAAUCCGGUAAAACAUGGAGAGCGAGUAACU